UGAUUGUUGCAGCUGUGUACGCCAUUUUGUUCAGUGUUCAGUGGAAGCGAUUCGUCUGGUGAUUUUCUUUGGUGAAGUUAGCUAGGCAAGUGGUUAUUUUACGUCUGGGUGGAGGGUAACUACUUCAAGUGGAAAAAUGAGCUCUCAAGCAGCAGCGAAAGUUGUGGUGAAAAGCACGACCAAAGUGUCUCUGAACGACCGCUUCACUAAUAUGCUGAAGAACAAGCAGCCUCCUGCAGUUAAUGUGAGGGCUACUAUGCAGCAGCAACAUGCAUCAACUGCUCGGAACCGAAGGCUUGCCCAGCAGAUGGAGAAUCGCCCGUCAGUCCAGGCUGCCCUGCAGAACAAACAGUCUAAGACUCUAAAACAACGGCUAGGUGUCCAGGCACGACUGGGUCGCCAGAUGGUCACCGGAGCCCGAGGAGGAAUGGGCACGAGGGGCUUCGCAGUGACUGGAUUCCGAGGGGUGAUCCGCGGUGGUGGCCGUGGAAGAGGCACUUUCUUCAGGGGAGCCAUGCCUCUCAGAGGCGUGAUGCGUGGCCGAGGAGGACCUGGUCGACUGGCAGUGAGGCGGGGCCUCAGGCAGAGAGGAGGCCAGAUGGGCCGAGCAGGACUGCUGGUCAGUAGAGGAGCCCGUGCUGGAUUCGGAGGAAGAGGUCGAGGAGUGGGUCUCCGUGGACGCGGUGCGUUUGCCAAUCGGGGUGGAGCACGCGGCACAUUCCCCAAUCGAGGAGGAGGACGUGGCGGCUUCGCCAACCGAGGAGGACGCGGCGGAUUUGCAAACCGGGGAGGAGGCCGGGGCGGGUUCGGCAACCGCGGUGGAGCCCGCGGUGCUUUCGCCGGUCGGGGUGCCGCGCGUGGUCGUGGACGGGGUCGAGGUCGAGGUCGGGGUGCUGGCCAGUCCGAUCUGACCCGAGAGCAGCUGGACAACCAGCUGGACGACUACAUGUCCAAAACCAAAGGCCACCUGGAUGCAGAGCUGGAUGCCUACAUGGCCCAGGCCGAGGACAUGGAGUGAAAGUGUGUGUGUGUGUGUGUGUGUAACUGACUGACCUGCUGGAGGGAGUCCAGAGAUGGGUCUUUUCUGUCGGAUUAUGCAAACCCCUCCUUGCUACCACUCCCCACCACCCUGCCCAACUUCAUUGAUAUUUCACUGCACAGCUGGAACAGUUAGUAGUCUCCGCAUUCUCACUCAUUUCAUGUCUUCAUGAGCACAAGACCAAAUGACGACCGGUCAAGAUGCUAUGCUUGUGUUCUCCUCAAAUUUACAAAAAAACAUUUGUUUUUAAGUGUUUGUGCAAAGCAUAAUGCCUCCAAUCAACUUGGGUGUCUUGACUUAAGUGAAGGGAUUUCUUUCCUUGUACUAAAAGAAAUGUGUAUGUGCACUUUCCAUUUGGCUUGUAUGACUGUGAUGUCUUUAAGGACUACUCAAACUCCAGCAUUAACAAAGUGGUUUAUGUUUUAUGGUUACUUUUUUACCACCUGUAAAUUCACACAAUUGUUCUUUUUGCCUUUCUGUCUUGUUCGGGGAAAGUAUCAGACUUGAACCACCAAAAGUCUUUUGAAUCUACCUCCAACACCAUUAUGUACUUUCAGAAUGUCUUGGUGUAAGUUUCAAGGCAUGUGGCUUGGGACACUAAAAAAAAUAUCGGGUCUUGUCUAGUGACUUGAUACGACAAUGGGGUCGCAGUAAAUAAUGGUGCAAAAUUGUUAAUGGAAGUACUGACAUUUCCAGUGCCUGCUGGUUUGAGUUACUGGUCAAAAUUCUCAAUUAUUUAUGUUAAAGUGAAAUCCAGGCUUGUAAAGCAAGCAAAAAAAAAAAAAUAGAGGGGGGUGGGACUGUUUGAGAAGUGUUUUGAAGAUAUAGGUCAAUGUGUUCUGUUCUGUUUGCGAUAUCUGAUGACCUCUUCUCCACUGUUUUUAUUAAACUCAAGACUUUUUCAGAAUUUAAUGGAACCUU
Molecule: messenger RNA, 1960 nt
Organism: Sardina pilchardus (European sardine)
Lineage: Eukaryota; Metazoa; Chordata; Actinopteri; Clupeiformes; Clupeidae
Gene: chtopb
Product: chromatin target of PRMT1b
Exons: 6
Coding region: 137-1018 (293 amino acids)
Source: RefSeq, a predicted model, not a curated record